Arvicola amphibius (Eurasian water vole) is the source of this 3972-nucleotide messenger RNA. RefSeq names its product FYN binding protein 2 (gene Fyb2). Gene Ontology annotation, cellular component: plasma membrane. Gene Ontology annotation, biological process: integrin-mediated signaling pathway; T cell receptor signaling pathway; protein localization to plasma membrane. Bases 135 to 2228 code for a protein of 697 amino acids. The transcript has 18 exons. Gene Ontology annotation, molecular function: protein binding. The record is from RefSeq and is a predicted model, not a curated record. Lineage: Eukaryota; Metazoa; Chordata; Mammalia; Rodentia; Cricetidae.
AGCCUGGGCUCCAACGCGUCCCAGAAGAGGGGAAGUGACUGCAGGUUGGUUGGCGGAGGCAGAUCACUGUUGGCCCCAGGAUCCAGCUCUGGGGAGCUGAGAUUGUCUACCAGACGCUGCCUCGGAGGACUACAAUGGAAGAGGAAGGAAUAAGCAACUUCAAGGAACUUCGAGCCAAAUUUCAAAAGUUUGAUGCCCCACCUCUUCCAGGACCUAUUAAGUUGCCAGCUGAUGUUUCUGGAAAGGAGGACAGGGGACACACACAGCCAACUCAGAAUCUGGCUAUCAGGAAACGUCUCUCCUCCCCCCACCAUCAGCCCCUACCUUAUGCUUCUGCCGAAGUGUCCCGGCCUCUUAAAAGCCAGAAAACAAAGUCGACCCAGAGAGGUGAUAUUCAGAAGAAUUCAAAUUCCUCGGGACCUCUGGAAAAAUCUGCUGUGUGUCCUGCAAGAAAUUCCCAGAAAGCUGCCGUGCCAUUGGAUGCGAGUAAAUCAAGAUCCGAGACAUCUAGCGAGGGCAAAGGAAUGGGCAUCAGCAGCUUCAGAUAUAAGCUUUGGAACUGGGAGCAAUUUUCAUCUCAGAAGAGUGAAUUGUCCCCAGCUCCUCCCCUAACCAACUCUGGGAAUAAGGCCUUCCAUCUGGAAGGGCAGAAAACUACGGCACUUGCUCAUAGAAAACCUGAAAACGGCCCAGAGGCAAUAAGAGUCCAGACCCUUCCUCCCCAGAGCCGAAUGAUGGUCCAGAGAAAAUCACCCGUGGCCUCUGAACCCUCCCCUUCGCCACUUCCUCAGCACGGCAGGAAAAGCACAGAAAGCCCUGGAGCUGAGGGGAGCCCCAGGAGCAGCCUGUGCCAGCCUGUUUAUGAAUGUGAGCUUACCAGCCCGGUUCAAGAAAAGACAGAGAGCAGGCUUCACAGGCUUCCCAAAACAAAGCCACUGCCUUCCAUUGAGACCCUCGGUCCGCCUCCCCUGAAGCCUGCAAAACCCCCAUUUGUGAACCUCCAGGCCUUCCACAGGACAACUGCUGUCUCCAAGACCCUGAAAGAAGUGACUGCGAAGGAGAGCCCCCUGCUUCCAGACAGGACCGAGUUGGAAGAACCACAUAAUUAUGACACAACAAUUUCGUAUCUGAGUCAAUCUAGCAACUCCAUUAACCCGUGUGCUGCAGGAGAAACUACUGAUGUCACUUAUGAAGUUGAAAUUGAAGAACUCCAAAAGCCAUGGAGGAGUUUUCUCCAUCCAGAAUCGAACCCUAGACCUCAAGACAAAGAAAACAGCAUGAAGGAAAAGGAGCCAUCUGAAUUCAAACCUUCAAAACCAGAGGAUUCGCAUCCUAACCAUCCUUCUAAGGUAGGUGCAUGUGAAGGGACACCAGGAAAGGUCCAGAUGGCUGGAGUCCAUGAGGACAGAAGGAACGUUCCGGCUGGAAACCAGGAAGCCAUGACUGACAUCCCUCGGAACAGGCUCUUUCCCGAGGACGUGAUGCCAAUAAGGCACUCCCAAGACAAAGGUGGAUAUGUGGAGGCUUUGGAGGUGACCAAAGAAACCCCAAGUCCAAGCACCAUUAGGUCAAAUUCCUCUUCAGAGAAGACGUACGAUGAUGUGGGGUGCUCCAGAGGAGAUCUACCAAAGUGGGACUUCUCCAGCUCAUUCACCUCGGACAGCGAAGAAAAUAGUGAAGAAAUGUAUGAAGACAUCUACAAAACAAAGAAUAAUGAGCAAAAGCCAGAUGUAGAUGGAAGGGCAGCGCUGAGAAGAUUGCAGCAGCUCUUCAGGAAAGAGAAGGGCGUAUUCAGGGUGAAGAAAGCCAAGUCGAGAGAAAACGUCAGCAAUGGAUUUUCCAUGUCACUGCCUGACUUAGGAAUUAGGUCUCAGGACGUCAUCAUCUACGACGACGUGGACACAAGCGAGAAAGAACCAAAAGAUGAAGAUAAGCUAAAAACUUGGAAGCCUAAGUUUUUUACCUCAAAGGGGAAUAAAAGGGAAAAAGGCAGCAAUGGAUCCAAAAGUUUUUCUCCCAGAAAUUUCUUCAGAACUAAGAAGCACAACUUAGAAAAGAAUAGAAUGGAAAAAGAAGAAAAACUUUUCAGAGAAAGAUUUCAGGCACCGACUUGGUCCUACUCCACAUCUGACAUCCCUCUGCUCCUUUCUCCAUCUUCUGUGUUCACUUGUCAAGACCCAGUUGAGGCAUCUUCUCAUUCCAGAAAGACCUGCUCAGACUUCUGCUAACCUAAAUACCAACUUCUGGUACAGUUCAUCAUACGAAACUGGGAGCCUCUAGGGGACACAGGCCAUCUCAUCCUCACAUCUGUGUGCACAGCUGAGAACCACCACCUCACACUUCAUGAACAUCCUAAACUGUUUGGAAAGUGAGCUAAAAAAAAGACUGACUAUACAUAAAUACAUUACAUUAACUGCAGCUAUAAUCUGCUUGGCCAAAGCUGAUAAGGAAGUUGUUAUCUGAAAUCACCACAUAGUAGGAUGUUAUUUGAUUAGAUCAAAAUAACAGUCUAGCAAUCUGUGGUUGAAAAGACCCCUAUAAUCUACCAAGGCUUUCUCCCUUGGCCUUGACUGCCCUGAAUGGGACAGAAAUCCAGUCUCCUCUGUAUGUCUAUGAGUCUAUUCCUAAUUAUCUGAGGUGGACUUCCAGUUAGCUGUAGAAAAAUAAUGCCAAUUCAAUCCUGCUCAAAAGAUACUGUGUCUUUCACUGUUGACAGGACUUGAGGGUGCAAAGGUAAGGAACACUCGCUUUAAGUUUCUUUUUAAAAGGCAGUUUAUUUACUGGAUUCUCCAAUAGGAAAUAGUUAGUACAGAGUCAGCAGUAGCUGUUCUUGGCAGUCACAAAGAUAUCAGAGGUUGUUGACAGCUGAGUAUUUCAAGUAGAAAAAAAAAAGCACUCACAUGAGCAAAGGCCUGGAGAGAUGGGAGCAUGGUGUGUUUACAAAGCACCCUGGAGCUACCUGGGGUUUCAGUAAGGACACAGACUAAGGGACAAAGAAUGACAGUAUGCAAAAGACCCUGAAUAUCAAGCCAAAAAGAUGUGGACCUCAUCCUGAAGGCAACAGACUUCAGAACUGUGUAACUAGGAAGGUGACCUACUUAAGAUUUGUUUAUGAAACCACUGAGAAUUCCUAGUAACCAAACACCAUCCUGGAGAGAGGAAAAGAAGUUAGAGGUUCGUGAGGGUAACAGGUGGCGCUCGUAGUCAGGAGACCUUACACAUUAUCCUAAUCUGCUAAAGCAAACACCAAUGACCAAAGCUACCUAUCCUAGUUUGUGUUUUCCUGAUCAGUGCAGGAGAAGGUGAAGUAUCCAUAGGCCAGCUCAUCAGGAAGCAAUUCUGUGGGUUCACAACUAUUUCCCACCAGGGAUUGCUCCUUCACAAAUGCCUGUCUUUCAGCAUACACAUGCAUUUCCCCCACAUACCCGACUACCACCAUUUAAAGUACAUGGAUCUCUGAAAAGGUGAGGAUGGAGCAUCAUCUUGAAACAGAAAGUUAACUCUACAGUUUUGUUUAAAUGUUUUCUCUCCUGAGUUAGGAGGUACUUUGUUACUGUUUCAGCAUACCUGGAGUUAAGUUAUGUUCAUAACCACCAGGACUUGUUCAGUUAUGUAUUGGUGGAUGUGAAAACAGCUUUAAAAUGUAAUCACAUUAGACAAAUGUUUUGGUCUGGAUUUUACUGUUAUUUUAAAGAACUUUCACUGUAAUGCCCUGUCAUUUGUCUUGUUAGUGUCUGGCAUCCUGUAUUUUAAGGUUACUCUAUUGUAUCUUCCAUUAACUCUGUUAUAAUAACCAUGCAAGCAUGCCCUUACUAUAAUUUCUCGUUUUAGUAUGGUAAAGAGAUUGUGGUCAUUAACAGAGCAGUAGCAUGCUCCAGUAAUUCACGAAAUGGAAUAUUUGAUCUGCCAAUAACUCCUGGAGAACAGCUGGAAGUCAUCGACACCACUGAACAAAACCUAGUGAUAUGUCGC